CUGUGCUGAUAGACUUGCCCUCAGCUUCUGUGAGAGACGUCAGCUGCUACCCUGUCACUGAUUAUGACCUCAGAGGCUUCUGACCUUCCAAUGGGCCUGUGGGCCCUGUUAGCCCUAAGUCAUGGGGUAUAUGGCUCCCAUGGUACCCUGGCACACAGAACCAUGGCCAGAGUCAAGCCCUGUGGUGUCACCUAAGCCUGUGCACCAAUGUACAGCUCUGCUGGUUUGCUUGCUCCCAGAACACCCCGGACCUUGGCCUCCCAUCUGACCAAGGUUUCUGAGUGUGGCAUCGGAGUCCAUGGGGCCACAGCAGCUCUCCCUCUUCCAACUGCCUGAAAAGGAGCAAUUUGGGGGCUUUGUUAUCCAAGUCCUAAUCCACAUUCAAGAUUUAAGUGAGGCUGCCUUGCCAUAACUGAGAAGGACACAGUCUGACCCCCUCUGUGAUGGAAUCAGGAGGCUAUAAGAAGCUCCACCGGUAUAAGAGACACAAAAUCAAUACUCGGGAGAAGCUCAUCAAGAAGUUUCCUUACAGGUUAUCGUGGUUGACGGAGCCCAGCCCAGAUUCUCCACAGUCUUGGAAGGCCAAUGGCAAAGAGUCGCAGAAGGACCAGCUGCCCUUACAGAAGAAACUGGUGCCAACGCGGUCCAUUCCCCUCCAAGGGGUCGGAGCUCCGGACUUCACAUUGCCGUUCAGUUGCUGCUCACAGCCUCCGCAUCCUCCACUGUGUAACCUCUGGGAACUUAAAUUACUGCGCCUCCGUUUCCCUAGACAAGACUUUAGCACUCCUCUGAAGGCCAGUGCUGACCAGCCCUACACCAGUGGUGCUUCAGGGCCAACUGAGAGCUUUUCCUAGAACGUCCACUCUCCAUGGCUCCUUCCUCAACCACCUUCUCUCUGUUCCACGCAGCUGCCACAAAGAUCUUUGUAAAGAGGAACAGCCUUGUAGCCCACCAAAAACCAGGAGUGGCCCACCCCCCCACACCCAAAAAUCGCACAGCACCAAUAAACUUUGUGGAUUUUGCAGUCCACUUCUGCUCGGA
Messenger RNA from Myodes glareolus (Bank vole), 1041 nucleotides. It is a transcript of the gene C6H3orf22, whose product is annotated as chromosome 6 C3orf22 homolog. Lineage: Eukaryota; Metazoa; Chordata; Mammalia; Rodentia; Cricetidae. The record is from RefSeq and is a predicted model, not a curated record.